Messenger RNA from Phalaenopsis equestris, 2213 nucleotides. RefSeq names its product serine/threonine protein phosphatase 2A 59 kDa regulatory subunit B' gamma isoform-like. Lineage: Eukaryota; Viridiplantae; Streptophyta; Magnoliopsida; Asparagales; Orchidaceae. Gene Ontology annotation, molecular function: protein phosphatase regulator activity. Gene Ontology annotation, biological process: signal transduction. Bases 378 to 1916 code for a protein of 512 amino acids. The transcript is spliced from 2 exons. The record is from RefSeq and is a predicted model, not a curated record. Gene Ontology annotation, cellular component: protein phosphatase type 2A complex.
UUUGGAGCGCUUCCCAAUCGGUCCUCCGGGACUCAGCAUUGCAUGCGCGGCGCACGUGUUAUCGCCGUCCUUCGUACGAUCGUGUCGAGCUUCCUAAAAUUCGGACCCUCUGAAAUUCAUGACCCCAAUCUCUCAUUUUCUCCGAUCGCUCCGACUUCGUAACUCGCGCUGCAAUCGCCGGAAAGCCGCCGCGCCACCUCUGCGAUACAGUCUUUCUGCUUCAUUCAACUUUCUCCGGACGGCGGGAAGAUGCCGCGAAUCGAUGAUCGGCGGUGAGAGUGAUCUCUUCUUCGAUCGACGUUUAGGGUUUCAUUUACCUGUCGUAGUAUUAUGCGGCGGUGACGAUCUCGUGGGGACGGGGGUUCUAGGGUUUUUGUAUGGUAAAUAUGAUCAAACAGAUAUUCGGCAAGCUCCCGCGCAAACCCUCUUCCAAAUCGUCCUCUAGCGACUCCCUUUCCGACGGAGUGAUCGGCAGAUCUGCGCCGGGUAGGAAGGACGGUUUCAUUGGCUCCGCUGCCGCGCCGCAGUCUGGGCUAGUCAACGGUGUUGUGGUUCUAGCGGCGUCGUACGAGCCCCUCCCAAGCUUUCGAGACGUGCCCAGCUCCGAGAAACCUUUUCUGUUUCUACGGAAGCUGGGCAUGUGUUCCGUGGUGUUUGACUUCUCUGACCCUACGAAGAACUCGCGGGAGAAGGAGGUGAAGCGACAGAUGCUGCUUGAGCUCGUGGAUUAUGUUUCUACUGCCACGAAUAAGUUUAGUGAGGCGGCGAUGCAGGAUGCCACGAAGAUGGUGGCCGCCAAUAUUUUUAGAACGUUGUCCUAUUCCACUGGCGGUGAGGGAAUUAAGGUUGUAGAGGGCGUCGAAGCGGAGGAGGACGAGCCGGCAAUGGAACCUGCCUGGCCCCAUCUCCAGAUCGUUUAUGAAUUCUUCCUCAGGUUCGUAGCUUCGUCGGAGACCGAUGCGAAGAUUGCAAAGCGCUAUGUUGAUCAUUCCUUUAUACUCCGCCUGCUGGAUCUAUGCGACUCCGAGGAUCCAAGGGAGAGAGAGUACUUGAAGACAAUUCUCCAUCGGCUUUAUGGGAAGUUCAUGGUUCACCGGCCUUUUAUUAGAAAGGCUAUCAACAACAUUUUCUACCGAUUUAUAUUCGAGACGGAGAAGCACAAUGGGAUUGCGGAGCUACUUGAGAUUCUAGGCAGUAUUAUCAAUGGGUUUGCGCUGCCUCUAAAGGAGGAGCACAAAUUGUUCCUUGUUCGGGCGUUGAUUCCACUCCAUAAGCCUAAGUGUCUUGCGCUUUACCACCAACAGCUGUCCUACUGCAUUACACAGUUUGUGGAGAAGGACAACAAGCUAGCCGACACGGUCAUUAGGGGGCUCUUGAAGUAUUGGCCCCUUACCAAUAGCUCAAAAGAGGUUAUGUUCCUUGGGGAGCUGGAGGAGAUUCUUGAGUUCACACAGGAGCCUGAAUUUCAGAGGUGCAUGGUGCCUCUCUUCCAACAGGUUGCUAGGUGCCUUAAAAGCUCACAUUUUCAGGUAGCUGAGCGAUCAUUAUUUCUUUGGAACAAUGACCAUUUAAGAAACCUAAUCACCCAGAACCGGAAAGUCAUUCUUCCUCUGAUCUUCCCCGCCCUGGAGAAGAACAUGAGAGGCCACUGGAACCAGGCUGUCCAAGGCCUAACCCUCAAUGUUCGAAAGCUCUUCUUAGACUCUGACCAAGACUUCUUCAACCAGUGUUCCGUCAAAUUCCAAGAGAAUGAAGCGAAGGAGAUGGAGUCACAGGCAAAGCGCGAAUUGCUCUGGAAGCGGCUUGAGGACAUCGCUGCAUCGAAAGCCGUCAGCAAUGAGGCUGUACUAGUUUCGCGCAAAGUCUCUUCGCUCAGCAUGACGGCCUUCAGCCCUCGAGCGACAGUCGGUUCUUGAUUCCGCCAUUUCGAUACAUCUGAGAAACGAUUCUUGAUGCGCCGAUGGUAAGGUGGGAGGUGGUUUUUAUGAGGCUUCUCAUGCUGUUUUUUGGUAUCCUUUUAAGACAUGAGAAAUGCAGUUUGUGUGUAUAAUAAUUUAGAAAAUUGUUAUAGAUUUGGAUGGUGCUUUGUGGUCAUAUUAUUUAAAUUAUUUAUAUACCAGCAGUAGAAUUUUGGUCGAUCCUGACUUGUUGCCACAGAUCUAAUCUCAUUUUGUGCUGUACAUUUAAGUGCUAAAUAUUGGCUUUUUUUCUUU